AUGGACUGGAGGGAGAUUGUAGCAACUUUGGGAGAUGGACCUCCUCAGCAGAAGGAGGUUGUUUGGGAGCCUGCUUUUGAAGGGUAUAUUUUGCCCCCAACUCCUUCCUUUUUCUGUUUCCCAGAAAAAGAGUUUCUCCCUCCCAGAAUCUUUGUGGGCUCCCCUUGCAGGCUGUACUGCUUCACUAGACUCAUCCUCACACUCAAGGAUGCUGAUGGCUCCUCUCUCUAUCACCAUCUCAUUCUCCCAACUCAUCUUUUCACUGCUCGCUCCAUGCAGACAGAGCAAAGUCCACAGAAAGUUCCCCUGACAUGCAAAGGCCAGAGCCCCAGAAGAAAACAGGUGCGGACUCUGAGCAGGGCUGGAGUCCCAGGUGUGAGUCCUACUGUGCCAGCAGAGUCUAUGCCUCCAGCAAUGAGUUCUGCGCUUUCAGAAUUUUUGAAGGAGCUUCCUGGUACAUUCCUGUUCUUGGGGAUCUUCCUGCCUGUGGCUUUGCUGCUGUUCCUUCUCAUUGCCUACUUUAGGAUCAAACUGAUUGAGGUUAAUGAAGAACUGUGGCAGAUUGCUGACUGCCAAUACAAACACAAGGAUGGCUCUUCCUGUACCAGAGAAAGGAACAAACACAAAUGCUGGGACCCAUCAAAGGCUAAAGCACAAUGAAUAUCUACUCAUCACUGAGCAAUGGUUAACCAUUUAGCUACAAAGUUGGUUGCUAAACUAGAACCACAGCAAAGAAAGAUUAAGAUGCCUCCUCAGAACCACACUGAAAAGUGAUGUCGAGGACCCAUGAGGACCUCUGGGAGACUCUGCUUCUACAGCUAUGCUUCUGCAAGUACAAAGAACAUAAAGGUUUACUUGGGUAUUCUCAAUGGACUGGACAUCUUAUAACUUUUUAACUUUCAC
This is a messenger RNA of Dipodomys ordii (Ord's kangaroo rat), 903 nucleotides long. It is a transcript of the gene Smlr1, whose product is annotated as small leucine-rich protein 1. Lineage: Eukaryota; Metazoa; Chordata; Mammalia; Rodentia; Heteromyidae. The record is from RefSeq and is a predicted model, not a curated record.